AUGUUCAAGAUGAAGCAAUCCCUUUGCCUUGUCCCCUUCCUCGCUCUCGUCUCCGCCAUCCCAUCAGUCCAAGUCCAAGCCAUCCGAUCAGCCACGAGCAUCAACUUCGCCGCCGACACUCCGGCCAAAAACUGCGAGCCGGGCUUGAUAUACUGCUUGAACCAAAUCAUUUCAGACCUCGGUACUGCAUCCCCCCUUCUAUAUCCCCCUCCCCCACAACUAACCCCUACAAACCCAGGCGUCGAGCCCCAAAACAUCCUACACCAAUACUGCGACACGCAAUUCACAUACGACGCGCUGUCGUGCCACGCAUGCACAAAAGUGCCCGUCCCGCUGCCAAACUGCGCGGCGUCGCCGGGCGCUUGGAACUCUGCGUUUGAGUGCAAGAGUGGGCAGACGUAUGAGUUUUCGGUGAGGUGUGAGAGGUGGUGUGAGGCGGGGAUGUGUGUUUGA
Molecule: messenger RNA, 453 nt
Organism: Plenodomus lingam JN3
Lineage: Eukaryota; Fungi; Ascomycota; Dothideomycetes; Pleosporales; Leptosphaeriaceae
Source: RefSeq, a predicted model, not a curated record